GUUGUUGGAUCCCUUUUGCAGCUUUUUAACACAAUUGCAAAAGCUGCUCUUUAAACCAAUUUCUUAUCCGAAAUGGCUAAAUUGUUUACAGCUUUAGUUUUGCUCGCUGUCGUCGCAGUGGCCAUGGCCAAUGCCCCACAUUCUUAUGGAUCUUACGGAGACAAGAAAGGAGGCUAUGAUGCUUCCCCUUACGGCUACGACAAAAAAGAUAGUUACGGUUAUGAUGCCUCCCCUUACGGAUACGACAAGAAAGGAAGCGGCUACCCGGCCGUCCGUUACGGCUACGACAAAAAAGUCUACGGCUACGAUGCUCCCGCUUACGGCUACAACAAGAAAGAUAGCUACGGUUAUGAUGCCUCCUCAUACGGUUACAACAAGAAAGAUAGCUACGGCUACGGUGAAUUCCCUGUCACCUAUUACAAAACAGGCGGCUAUGAGGCCCCAGCUUAUGGUUACGACAAAUACGAGAAACUGAAACCUUACGGAAGCUACCCGUCCAGCUAUUGAAAUGUUUUAACUAACACCUGUUUCAUGACACAAAUGCGUUCUACUCUCCGGCCAAAGGAAAGCGCCUUUUAUUUACCACAAAGUUUGAUAUGUGAACGUAAUGUUGCAUUGCAAAAACGCGUCAUUAUCUCCUGUAUCUAAUACAAUAUUUGUAAUAACA
Molecule: messenger RNA, 667 nt
Organism: Daphnia carinata
Lineage: Eukaryota; Metazoa; Arthropoda; Branchiopoda; Diplostraca; Daphniidae
Product: putative eggshell protein
Exons: 2
Coding region: 73-507 (144 amino acids)
Molecular function (GO): neuropeptide hormone activity
Source: RefSeq, a predicted model, not a curated record